Messenger RNA from Puma concolor (puma), 1377 nucleotides. The record is from RefSeq and is a predicted model, not a curated record. Lineage: Eukaryota; Metazoa; Chordata; Mammalia; Carnivora; Felidae.
AUGGCCGAGGGCGACCGGGAGCCCCUGGCGAGAGCCGGCACCCUCCGGGAAGCACUCAGGGCACUCCUGCCCCCCACUAAAGAGGAGCUGACGCUGCAGCUCGGGGAGAGGGUGGAGCGCAGCGUGGUGCGGCUGCUGCGGGAAGCGGUCGAGCUGUUCUGCGGCGGCCAUGGGGGCGAGUGUCUGCAGGCCAGCGAGGCCAUCCUGGACUACUCCUGGGAGAAACUCAACACCGGCCCGUGGCGCGACGUGCACAGAGACUGGCGCCGCGUGUACUCCUUCGGCUGCCUCCUGAAGGCCGUGUGUCUGUGCGAGGAGCCCGGGGACGCCGGCGCCGUGGCCGCAGCCCUGAGAGUCUGCGACAUGGGCCUGCUGAUGGGGGCGGCCAUCCUCGGGGACAUCCUCACUAAAGUCGCGGCCAUCCUGCAGGCGCACCUCCCCUCGGGAAAGAGGCCCGCCCCGGGCCCGGCCCAGGAGCAGCCCCACGAGAAGGAACACAGAGGUGGCCCCGUGCCCAGGGUGGGGCUCACGGUGCGGGUGGUGGUGGGCAGUGCGUGUAGCCGAGGGGGUGAGAGCUCAGGUCUGGAGUCGGCCUGCCGGGCCACGUUCCCACCAGCUGCCCACCGCCUGGUCUUCGAUCUGGCCAACCAGCACUGGGGACCCACAGGAGACGAACCCGGGCCCGGCCAGGCACACACGGGCCCAGCUCGGGGCGACGGCCUCGUGAACAGACAGCUGACACCGGGUAAGGACGGUGCUGGGACCGCCCGGAGAACCCUCACCAAGGAAGGCAGCGACCCGCUCUUUGUGGGUCGGAGCUCAGGAAGGGAGGUGGGACAGAGGGAGAGUGGAAAAGACAAGAGGAGAGGGCGUCAGACUUACCUGGUCAAAGAGCUGGUGCUGAGCCAGGUACCCGACGUCCCUCGGCUGAGCCGCAAGAGAAAAACCAGAAGUGACACAGAAAGCCUGAUCCCGGAGCUGAAGCGGGACAUCAGCAUCCCCGACUACUGUUGCCUGGGCGACGGAGACGAAGAAGAGAUCACCAUUAACGCCUGGUUUGGUCCCCAAGGAACCGUCUCUCCUCUCCAUCAGGACCCUCAGCAGAACUUCCUGGUCCAGGUGACGGGGAGGAAGUACAUCCGGCUGUAUUCGCCGCAGGAGUCAGAGGCUUUAUAUCCACACGACACGCAUCUUCUUCACAACACGAGCCAGGUUGACGUGGAGAACCCCGACUUGGAGAAGUUCCCCAAGUUUGCCGAGGCCCCGUUCCUGUCCUGCAUCCUGUCUCCCGGAGAGAUCCUAUUCAUCCCGGUGAAAUACUGGCAUUACGUGCGGGCUCUGGACUUGAGCUUCUCCGUCAGCUUCUGGUGGUCGUAG